GUCAUGGUGAGGCGACUUAUGUUUACUAGUAAUGUUUAGUAAUCCUUAGUAAUACAGAAACCAACAGUGAAAUUAGGGGACAAAACUUGGCAUAGUAUCAUCGCUCUAUAGAAGGACACCAGAGUCAAGAUGUCGGAUACAUACUAUGGUGGCACUUAUGCUCUGUCUGACCAGGGAUCAUCCCAGGAGAGUGCUGCAAAUUUUGCACGUCUGUCACAGACGGUCAGCAGCAACAUACAGAAGAUCCAGCAAAAUGUGUCACAGAUUCAGAGGAUGGUUGGUCAACUGGGUACCUCACAAGAAACGGAAAUGCUGUGGGAUAAAUUGGGCCAGAUCCAGCACUAUACAAACCACCUUGCAAAAGAUACGAGCAAAAACCUGAAGGAUUUGUCAUCUCUUGGCCCGUCAUCUUCACAGUCUGAUCAGAGGAUUAGAAAGAUGCAGGUAGAGAGACUGACUAAGGACUUCUCGGAUGCGCUCGGCAGCUUUCAGUCAACGCAGCGUCGUGUUGCUGAGAGGGAGCGAGAGAGUGUGGCACGCACGAGGGCACAGUCUUCUUCAAAAGCAGGUGAUUUCGACAAUGGCACCGACCACACGCUUGUCUCGAUUCCCGGCCCGCGAGCCCCACAGCAAAUGCAGGCUCAGAUUGAUGACACCGACGUAGAAUUGUUACAGGAGAGAGAGAAUUCCAUUCGACAGUUAGAAAAUGACAUUCAAGAUGUUAAUGUGAUCUUUAAAGAUCUAGGAAUGCUGGUACAUGAGCAAGGAGAGAUCGUUGAUUCGAUUGAGGCUAACAUUGAGCAAGGCGCAAUCCAGGUGGAGGAGGGCACGCGGCAGAUACGCAAGGCAGCUGACUAUCAGACACGGUCGCGAAAGAAGUGUUUCUGCAUCGUCGUCAUCUUGAUUGUACUUGGCGGUGUUAUUGGGCUGAUUAUUUGGCUGUCCACCCGAUAAUGUUUUUAUUAGAUUUCGAGACGAAAGAAGACUGUGAUUUUGGCCGUUUUCCUCGUAAUCAUCGGAGUGAUUAUUGGUCUGAUUCUGUGGCUGGUAAACCGUUGAUGGGCCUCAGCGCGGACGAAAACUCUGUUAAGAUCCCGUAAAUCAUGCAGUUUAUGGGCUCUUGAUUCAAUGCAUCUUCUGUGACAUGCACUGCAGAUGGUCCUUGCUGUCUAUACAUAAUCAAACAAGAAUCACACGGGGAGGGGAGGGGGUAUAGAUGGCACAACUUCUACCAGUGUGUGACCGUAUUCCUUGUGAUUUUUGUGGGUGUGGUCUCUACUGGUAUCUGCACUCCCACUACUUGUUGUCAUCUCAUGGGUUGGGCUUUUGUUGCCAUGAGUUUUGUUUGGACCUGGCUUCCUUCAUCCCACCUUUGUCACUCAGUAGUCAGUAGUGUCAGUAGUAGGAGUACAGGUGCAGUCAUGUCACAUGUUAGACAGUAGUGUAAAUUAUCAUACUUUGACGAGUAUUAUUCAGACUGGUGUGUGUGUGUACCUACCUAACGAGGUCGCUACACUAAUAAGCAAAAGCAAAGCUAAGUAGCAGUUCCAUGUGCUGGAGAAAUUAUGCUCAUUUGCAGAUGUAGCAUUGAUUAUUGGUGGAUGUUAUAGCGAUUCGUUUGCGUUCAUGUAUUAAUGUUUACCGAAUAGACUAGCAUGUCAAUGGUCCAAUAAUACUAAAUAGUGUUACGUAAAUAUGACCAAUAAGAUAUUGUAACACUAUACUAUGUUGCCUAGUUCAUUAUAUGUUUUAGAGCUUUUAGUAAGCAGCUAGAGCCUGAUGCUAUUAUUAGCACACGACUAAAUAUUAUUAAAGCACAGGCCAGUUAAAAUUUCACAACUAUACACAUAUAUAUACAAAAAAUUCAAAUUUAUUAUUUAAGCAUUACUGGUAAUGCAGUUUAUUAUAAUUAUAUGCAUUGUUGGGAUACUUAUUGUGGAAAUUACUCAUGAAGAUUACCUAAUAGCCUGCUUGUUUAUGAACAAUUGGUCAAUGGGAAUUAAUUCCAGUGUGUAGCAGUGCAGCAUACAAUGAAGCUAUAUUUAUUAUGUGUACCAUCGUAUUAUCUUUUCGUAACCCAUCAUUCAGUCCCAUUCUAGGAGCAGAAAAAUCAUUUCUGUAGCGCUUUAAACUCUCUUGACUUUCUUAUGUGAGUCUAUGCUCAUAGUGGUGUUCCCUUACAUGCGACCGAGCUUUAAAAAGGUUUACAAUUAUAUGUAAAUAUGGCAUGUUAUUUUAUAAUGGAAAAAAUAAGUCACAGUGUGGUGAACUGAACUGCCGCAUAUUUGCACUUAUGUUGACAGAGCUGAAAGUUUCAACCUAACUAACAGUUAUGAAAUAGAUGUUGUUUUUGUUGCAGUAGAUGUAAAUAUUAUUGGAGCGCAUGCACCAAAUAGCUUCACAAAAGAUUUCUGACUUGGAUGUGGAGUUUUCAGAGACAGUAAUUGUUAUGCUAUAUUCGCAGGUAUACAGUAUGUGAGGCAGGUUUCCCAGAGGACUUAGUACUUACUCAUUUGGUGUGUUUUGUUCAAUUCUAGAUGUGGGUAUAUAAUCGAGAUUGGUGACACAAACUGGUCAAGUGCUGUAUAUAAGUCCCAACCCUUCACUAAUAUAGUGUAAACUUGUCAAUAUUUCUUGAAAUGUUCACUAUAAGAGAGGCUGGAGAACCUUGACUAAAUUACUAUACGUAUAUAACUUGUUAUGAUGAUUAAGAGAUAGCAACAUUUGUUUGCAACAUUUGUUUAACAACUGCUUGAAAUCGUACACUGUGAAGUUACAAAUACUGGAGUCCUUGCUUGUGAAAUUAUGCAUCGUUCAGUUAUCUAUUUAGCAAUCUAUUUAGGUUGCAGCUAUAGUAUUGCUUUCUUAAAGCACUUCCUAUUGAUCUAUCCCCUUUGCAGUUUCCUAGAUCUUCCUAUUCAACAAGAUGCUGCUUGUAUAUGGUGUGAACUUGUGAAGCAUUGCUAUGUACAUGGUAGACACUAUAUGGUAAGCCAAUAAAAUUGUGACUGAUAUAAGAA
This is a messenger RNA of Priapulus caudatus, 3020 nucleotides long. Its product is annotated as syntaxin-7-like. Bases 130 to 954 code for a protein of 274 amino acids. Gene Ontology annotation, biological process: vesicle-mediated transport; vesicle fusion; intracellular protein transport. The transcript is spliced from 10 exons. NCBI's taxonomy places the organism in Eukaryota, Metazoa, Priapulida, Priapulimorpha, Priapulimorphida, Priapulidae. Gene Ontology annotation, molecular function: SNARE binding; SNAP receptor activity. Gene Ontology annotation, cellular component: endomembrane system; synaptic vesicle; membrane. The record is from RefSeq and is a predicted model, not a curated record.